AAAGGAUCGUACAGCGCUACCCUGUGCCCGCUUCAAAGAACGAAUUUUUGUCGUAGAAAAAUACACAACUCGGCCUCACAGCUAGUUUUUGACAAAUAUCAAGCCACUUUACGUAAAACGUAUAUUUAUUUGCGGUACAUGUAUUGUAAGUCUGAUUGCGUUACGUUUAGUUAUUGCCUCCAAAAAACGAUCAGUUCCGACAUUUGAGACCGCGUACAUCAGGCAGAGUUAAAUAUUUCCUCUGUCCUACUUCUAAUAAGUGAGCAGCAACUAUAACAGUGAAAGAGAAAGGGACGUAAAGGCAAAAGAGUCGGAGAAUCUAAAUUGACAUGGCGUCUUAUCAUCUGGUAUAUUUCGAUAUGAGAUCACUGGGCGAAUCGACCAGGGUUAUGUUUGCGUUAGCUGGAGUUCCCUAUACAGAAGAAAGAAUGCCAUACAUAUAUACAGGCAUAUACUGCGAUGAGUGGCUGACCAUGAAAGCUAAUGGUCGGAGUCCAUUUGGAAAGAUACCAUUGUUGGAGCUUGGUGACGGCAGAGCAAUCUGUCAAUCAGGAGCUAUUCUUAGGUUUUUAGCCAAUGAAUUUGGAUUUUGCCCAAGUAGUAACUAUGAUAAAGCAAGUGCUGACAUGAUUUUAGACUCUGUCAAGGACAUGCAAACAAAACUGGAUUCUCAAUUUUAUGGAAACUACAAGAAUCCAGAGCGUAGGGAAGAAAUUAGGACUUCUGUGUUAAAGGAGUUUAUUCCUCAACAAAUUCAAUACCUGGACAACAUUCUCCAAAAGAACAAAGGUGGUAAAGGGUAUUUUGUAGGAGAAAAGAUAACCUAUGCUGACAUUGCUGUUUUUUGUUUUCUCAAUGGCUACCUUGCUGGUGGUGCUCUAGAGGCUCCAAACGAAAUCAAAAACUAUCCACUCCUGGUUGACUUCUACAAUCGAGUGAUGAAUGAACCUAAUAUCUUGGAAUAUCUCAAGAAAAGAAAACCUAACCCUGAUGAUUACCCAUACUAAAGUAUAUUUUGAACGUAUUAAACGACCAGAUUGUAUCAAUUAACCAGCUUUUGGCAGACUCCUCACAGUGCAUUUCCAGUGUUUUCUCAUUAAUCCUCUGUGCACCAGGAAUGUGCUGCAUGGAGUCUAUCCUUCUAUACAUUGAAGUUGAUAUUUCAUAGUUACAGUCACUUACUCUAUGGCUUUCUUGUAAAUCUCAAUAGCUGAUUCCAAGUCCCCCUCCAUCAGGUAGAUUCUUCCCAGCUGAAUGAAGGAAGCGUCAUGACGAUGGUAUUGGAUGGCAUGUUUAAGGCAGUCUUUAGCCUGUGGCAAAGUGAUUUUGAACAAACAAGAGUUAGCUCUCAACAAACCUUAGCACUAGUCUUUUUCACAGUUCCCCUAUGCCAUCUUGAAAUGUAGCCAUCUCUUUGCAUCAAAGCGUACAAUGAUAGACACCUAUCAAUAUUUUAUUGUCUGUGGGUGUGAACAAAGGUCUUCUCAUGUUGAUGUAUUGAUACGGCUGAUUUCUAGAUGGCAGGGGGAACUGGGAAGGAGACUAUAUUAUAUUUUCAAACGAAGGCUGAGAUUAGUUUCCACAUCAUUCUCUGAUACAGUGAAUGGUCAAAUAUUAAUAUUAACAGAAGAAUAUCAAGAGUUAUUUCUCAACAGAUAUACUGUAGUGUCUUUCUGCCCUAUUCAUAAUUAUUAUAAUAGUUCUUAUAGUGAUGUACACAAGUCCGUUGACAUGUAUGAAGCAAUGUAAGGUUACCUCAGAAUUUUAGAGUAAACACUUUGUUAAGCAAUUGAGGAUGUGACUCCUAUAUUUUUACAUAUAUAUUAUAAACAGAUAUAGCUGAGAAUGCUUACCUUCUCAAAGUCUUUGAGAUACAAAUAACAAACACCUAAAGAUAAAAAAUAUUUAGUACAAAUAAAAAUUUAUUAUUUCUUGA
Exaiptasia diaphana is the source of this 1936-nucleotide messenger RNA. RefSeq names its product glutathione S-transferase 4. Bases 330 to 1007 code for a protein of 225 amino acids. Gene Ontology annotation, biological process: glutathione metabolic process. The record is from RefSeq and is a predicted model, not a curated record. NCBI's taxonomy places the organism in Eukaryota, Metazoa, Cnidaria, Anthozoa, Actiniaria, Aiptasiidae. Gene Ontology annotation, molecular function: glutathione transferase activity. The transcript is spliced from 5 exons.